This is a messenger RNA of Onychostoma macrolepis, 1106 nucleotides long. RefSeq names its product interferon phi 4 (gene ifnphi4). Gene Ontology annotation, molecular function: cytokine receptor binding. Bases 403 to 1062 code for a protein of 219 amino acids. The record is from RefSeq and is a predicted model, not a curated record. Lineage: Eukaryota; Metazoa; Chordata; Actinopteri; Cypriniformes; Cyprinidae. Gene Ontology annotation, biological process: response to exogenous dsRNA; defense response. The transcript has 5 exons. Gene Ontology annotation, cellular component: extracellular region.
ACCUGCCCUUUCUACACCUUUAAACCAUUGAACUUAAAUAAACAAACAAAACAAAUAAAAAACAGCCUACCCUAGAAAUUCCUAAAUUGAAUGAAUGAACAAAAUACACAUUAUAGUAGCCUAGUAAACUGUAUAAAAGUAUACUGCCAUGUUUUAUUUAUUUACGUUAGCUAAGGCAACUUUGUUUGUUAGUCUAUGUGGGUCCACACUCUCUUUUUCAUGUUAUUUUUCACUAUUUAGAAUUCUGUUUAUUCUAGUGUAAUGUAUUUGUGUUUAUUAUUUUUGCACAUAUAGAUCAGUGUAGAAUAAUUCCCGUCCAGUGAGACUCACACUGACUCAAAAGCCUUUCGUUCUGUGGUUUACCUGUUGCUCAGGUGUGCGCCGUUACAACUGGAAAGUGAAAUGUCAGGUGCAAUUCCCGAAACGCGAGCAUAUAAACGGCGGAGGGCAUGGAGGAGAGACGAGAUCUUCCAGCAGCAGCAGCAGCAGCAGCAGCUCAUCAGCGGAUCAAGCAAGUCUUCUGGAGAACACGACACGAUGGACCUUCGUUUGGUGCAGCUCUGCCUUCUUCUGUCAGCUCUGUGUUUCAGCUCCGUGCUGAGCUGCAGAUGGAUAAAACACAUGUUCCAGCACCACCACGGAGUCUCUUUGGAUCUGAUCAGAAAGAUGGGUGAGAAAAUCCAUAAUGACCACGAGGACAUCAACCCAAUCCCAUAUGAGCUGAUCAAUAACCACAGAAGAGCAGAGCCCGAGAAACAGAUCGUGUUCGUCAUUCAGGCUCUGGUGGAGAUCACUGUCCUCUUCGACGAUGCCAUCGUUCCUUGGAAUGCUAAAAAACGGGAACAUUUCUUAAAUGUCAUGCAUGAGGAGAUUAAAGGACUGCAUUCAUGUGGUGCUUACAAAAUGAAGAGGAACAAAAAGCUUCAUCUGUAUUUUGAAAGACUGAGACACAUGACAGAACUGAACACGGAGGAUAGAGAUCACAGCUGGGAGAUCGUCAGAAACCGGGUCAUAAGUUUCAUGAACCAGCUGGAGUUCUUCUCCGUCCUCACUCACGUUUAAUAACUGGACCUCUUGAAGCCUCACUCCAUUUACAGAAGGAAAAA